GAGACCGUCGCUUCCGCGUAUGUCAAGAAGUCAAGAUGGAAGAAAAGUUGAUAUUGUCUGUUUUUAAUUUUCCUGAGCUGUAUAAUACAACUUUGCCAGAUUACCGCAAUGGUGACACAAGAUCACUUGCUUGGGGGAAAAUAAGCUCAUUGACAGCUCUUCCAGCUGAAGAGUGCAAAAGGAAAUGGAAGAAUCUGAGAGACCGAUACUUCAAGGAAGUACGACAGGAAAAGAGGAGUAAGGAGGAGACAGGGGAGCUUGCUCCAAGCCGAUGGAAAUACAGACAACGUCUGAUCUUUCUUCAACCAUUCAUUAAACCAAGAAACAGCAAUGUGGCCCCUGCCAACCUGGAAAGCCCUGAUACGAUCAAUAAAAGCACACAGAGGGAAAUAAUACCUGUCAAAACACUCAACACAGCCCUGGUGAAUGACAUGAAAACCCCUAGCACCCAGGUUGGCACCAUGUCACAGCUAGCUUUUGUGACACAGCUGUCCCCAGGGCAACAAGGCGACCAACUGUCUUUUCUGGGCAAGCGUCCACCAGGCGCCCAGACGUCCCCAGCGCCCCAGACAUCCGCAGUGCUCCAGUCAUCAAUUUACGCAACCAAGGAGAGGCCUCAGACAAGACAAUCUGCUUCACCAUGUUCCUCAAGCACUCCCUCUAAGCGCUCCGCUAAGAACAGAAUGCUGCUGGCCAAAGAGAAAGAUCACAGAUCGGAUUCCACGAUCCCUAUCCGGCAGUGUGACGAGGAUGAGAUGUUACUCCUCAGCUUCGUUCCUGCUUUGAAGAGGCUAACUCCACAAAAAAGAUGUGAGACCAAAAUUAAGAUCCAACAGAUUAUGUAUGAGGCCGAGUUUAGUAUGGAUCAGCCAGUGACUGUCAAUGAACCACCGGUGACGGUAUCCAAAGAACUGCCAGAUCAAGAGAUGUCAUAACUCAUUCAUAUUGUAGGGUCGACGGGUUGCUCUCAGGAGGUUUAUAUGUUUUUUUAUUUUGACCGAAACGAUUUUUUCCUAAAAUAUAUUUGUUUAAAUCUCUCUCCUAAUGCACAUGAAUAGGCAAGUUAUUAAUGUUCUGUUUUUGCAAUAUCACAUUUUUGUUGGUAUCAUAGAGGUGCAAAAAAUAACAACAUUUUUUUUUAUAGAUGAUCUUCUAAUUUUGCUGUUGUGAAUGCAAGUUGUUAACCCAAUUGAAAAUAAAAUGGGCUGUUAUUCUGUUUCUAA
Salvelinus namaycush (lake trout) is the source of this 1223-nucleotide messenger RNA. RefSeq lists its product as uncharacterized. Bases 36 to 935 code for a protein of 299 amino acids. The transcript has 2 exons. Gene Ontology annotation, biological process: regulation of transcription by RNA polymerase II. Gene Ontology annotation, molecular function: DNA binding. Lineage: Eukaryota; Metazoa; Chordata; Actinopteri; Salmoniformes; Salmonidae. Gene Ontology annotation, cellular component: transcription regulator complex; nucleus. The record is from RefSeq and is a predicted model, not a curated record.